GUUUUACACUUUUGUGUACAAAAAGGGAGUAGGAUAUUGGACUGCCCCUGCUUUGCUUUGAGGUGUGGGCAACAACUAACGAGUGGUGCUACAUGCUUAUCAAAACCUGUACGCCCAUUUUCAAACCUAUCAGAUCAGAUUCAAGCCCAAAUCCCGGAAGAUGCUGCUCAACCAUCCCCCCACCACCACCACAGCCACCGCCACCACAGCCCUACUCUUCCGCUCCCACCACCAACACAGCUGUCUCUCUCCACAUCUAUCCCAUUCUCUGACAUUCUCCGCUGGGGUUUCAAGCUCAAGUCUUUCCAAGCCGCUGACCACUUCCUCCUUCAAAUGCUUCAUAUCAUCGAAAGCCAGCAGAUAUGGCACCCUGGACUACGAGAAGAGGCGUUUGGUGCCGUGGAUCUUUAUUUUCAAGAGACUAUCUUCGAUACCGGACACAGAAAUAGGCGCUGAUAGUGUGCUGGACCAGUUGGAGAAGGAGGGGAAAAAGGUCUCGAAAUUCUGUCUUUAUCGCGUGGUUCAGGAAUUGCGCAAGGUCAAGCGCUACAGGGUCGCUCUUGAGGUGUACGAAUGGAUGAAAAACAGACCCGAGAGGUUCUGGAUGAGCAUAAGUGACCUUGCCGUAAAAUUGGAUCUUAUUUCUAAGGUGCAUGGAGUUUCAGCUGCUGAAGAAUACUUCCGGAGUCUGGGAAAUCAUUUGAAGGACGGGCGGGUAUGCGGUUCACUCUUGAAUGCCUAUGCCCGAUCCAAGAUGAAGGAAAAUGCCGAAUCUUUAUUUGCCACUAUGAAAGAAGAAGGUUUUGUGACCCAUGCGCUCACAUGUAACGUGAUGAUGACCCUUUACUUGGACAUCAAAGAGUACGACAAGGUAGAGACAAUUGUUUCACAAAUGAGGGAGAAAAACAUCUCUUUAGACUCAUAUUCGUAUAAUAUCUGGUUAUCAUCCCUUGGGUCUCAAAAUAGUUUGGAAAAGAUGGAGCAAGUUUUUGAGCUAAUGAAGAUUGACACAAGCAUUGAUCUUGGAUGGAGCACUUUCAGUACGAUGGCCACAAUGUACAUUAAGAUGGGCCACUUUGAUAAAGCCGGAGAGUGUUUGAAACAUAUGGAACUCAUGAUUGAAGGUCAUGGCCGCGUCCCUUUCCAAUUCCUAAUCAGUCUGUAUGGCAAUCUUGGUAAACCAGCAGAUGUACACCGUGUUUGGAAGGCUUACAAGUCAAAAUUUAUAAAUAUCUACAAUAUGGGUUACCGAGGGGUGAUUACUGCCCUCGUGAAAUGCGGCGAUGUUGAAGGGGCAGAGGAUAUUUAUGACGAGUGGUUGUCCGCAAAAUCACCGCCAUUUGACCCGCGCAUAGCAAACGUACUAUUGGCUUGUUAUGUGAGGAACCGGGAAACAGAGAAAGCGGAUGUAUUUUUCAACCAAAUGGUUGCUAUGGGAGGGAAGCCGAACUCAAGGAUGUGGGAGAUUCUUGCUGAGUACUAUAUGAUGAGUGGGGGGAGAGUGUCUGAGGCUCUGGCUUGCUUGAAGGAUGCCGUUUUGGCUAAUGAAUCGAGGCGUUGGAAACCUAGGCGUGCAAUUGUGUCAUCUAUUAUUGGGCAUUGUGAGAAAGAAGGCGAUGUGGCAAGUAAGGAGACGUUGCUGGAGGUGCUGAAGCAAACAGGUGGUCUUGGUGAUGAAAUGAAGGAUGAUUAUAUUGACGAAGAGAAAGAUUUUGCAUGAGGAAAAAGCAAAGGUUCCCCCGCCCCCCUUCUAAAAAGUGUCUUCAGCGCGGAGGGGCAGUGGUGGUGUGGGGGUCUGGGGAAGGGAAGGAGUCAAGGCGUGCAGGAUUGUCUUAGGGGCUUUAGACCAUUGAGCGUAAAUUGCAGCGGCAUCUAAAUGAUUUGCAUAGUUAGAAUAUGAUUGGAUUUUAAUACGGAGUACUAAAGUUUUGGGUUUUACAAAUUGGAAUUAUUUAAUGUGUACUUUAUAUCAACACUUUUGAGUAAUGUACGAGUAUCAAAUUAGUGACGGUUUUCUAAUUCGUAUCUAACUGUUAGAAAACCUAAUAAAAGUAUAUCUAGAUUUUUUUUUUUUUGAAUCACAAGUAUAUCAAUAUAUCUAGAUUAAUUCUUACUGUAUUGCCAAAAAAAGAUUAAUACUUAAUGUAUCAAUACAAUACAAGAAAAUUAUAUUA
Molecule: messenger RNA, 2174 nt
Organism: Cuscuta epithymum
Lineage: Eukaryota; Viridiplantae; Streptophyta; Magnoliopsida; Solanales; Convolvulaceae
Source: the annotation of a GenBank genome assembly